UAGUGAGUGAAAGCAUAAUAAUUAGUUGGUUUACCAUUAAUAGUCAGUAGUUAUAAAUAAAUUAUUGUACAACAUUCCUUUAAACUUAAGUAUACGCUAAGUAAAAUGUGUUAUUAAGCACAGACAUUAUCAGUGGAAGGUAUGUGGAUGCAUGCAGCAAGCAAUCUAGUGCGUAAAAUAAAUUGGAAAUUUGUCAAUGUCGAAAUUGACCCUUGUGUCAAAUGAAUCAUACAAGGUUAAUAGUUUUAAUGUCAAAGUAUUUCAAAAUAAUGCAAACCGCUUUAUUUAAUGCUUUUGAUUCUUUUACUACUAUCUAAUCAAUAUGGAAACGUAAAUAUUUACGCUGGCAAUUUUUCUGUUUGAGACUGAGAUCGUCAUGUUUUUACCAGAAUGUGAUAAGAUGAUAAACUCAUCCUGUUUCUUUAUUAUUUCGUGCAUGUUUUAUUACAGUUUGAACUAUGUUUUGCCCGCAUGUCGUGUGUAGUGUAGUGUAAUUUUUUUGUUUGGUGCACUUUGUUUUGACUAAGUUAUUCAAAAUGCAAUCCUGUGUUGGUGUUGACGCUUCCAGUAUGGGAUCAGUCUGGAAGAGGCUUCAAAGAGUGAACAAGAGAGCUGCUAAGUUUCAGUUUACAGUAUCCUACCAUCAGCUGUCCAUAGAUUUUACAUCAAAAUGGCAACCUCACAAACUCUUAGUGGUUUGGUCGCGACGAUCCAGAAGAGUAACGUCCACACCAAUGACAUGGGAGCCUACCUUACAGAACCCAUACAAAGGACUUGUCGUUUGGCCGGUACCUGAAAACCAUCAGGUAGCUGUAACUCUUUUUAAGGACCCUCGGACCAAUGAACUAGAAGAUAAAGAUUGGUCUUUCAUAAUCGAAGAUGUUCCUCCGACGGGAAAGAAAAGACAACUUGCCAUUGCCCACGUCAACAUGCGUAAAUAUGCUAGCGUCGAAUCUACACAAACGGAACUUCAAAUUAAUUUUAAGCCAACUACGAAAAAAGUUACGGGUGCAAAAUUGGACUGCACACUCUCGUGUGUCUUCCUUCGAGAAGGAAAAGCAACAGAUGAGGACAUGCAGUCCAUGGCUUCUCUGAUGUCUGUAAAUAAUAAUACAGAUGAUAUUGCGCCACUGGAAGAUGUGGAAGAUGAAGAAUACUCUUUUAAUGAUAGUGUAAUGAAGAACAGUUUGCAUGAAGUCACUCAGCACCUUCAGCAAAUGACGAAUAGUCUCUCUGGAUCUGACUUCGCAAGUACACCUAUUAGUGUGGCUAGCAUACAGUCAGACGAAAAGACCCCGACCGCGGAAACGUUCUCGCCACCCGCUGAGAAAUCUAAACUAGUCAAGCCCGUAUCAGUGCCACCUCCAAAAGAAAGCGAUUUCGCAACCGACGAUAACGAUAUUUAUUCUGAACAGUGCACAGAGCUACUGGACAGAUUAGAGAAUUUAGAGGAAGAAUGUGAAGCCGAAUUCCCCACUGUAAAUGUAAUUAACCAACUGCCGGUUAAUAAGCCAACGGAAACGAUCGUUCAGAAGAGCGUAAACUUGAAAUUAGAGCCGCUAGAGUUAAAAGAACACAUUGAAAUGCCCAAGGCGCCGCAAAAGCUAACGACACCUGGACAGGAUUUGUUGGAGUGGUGUAAAGAAAUGACCAAAUCUUACCAAGGAGUGAAGGUAACUAAUUUAACUACUAGCUGGAGGAAUGGUAUGGCUUUUUGUGCGCUUAUCCAUCAUUUUGAGCCUGAUUUGAUUGAAUUUGAUUCUUUAUCUCCUCACGACGUAAAAGGUAACUGUAAAAAGGCUUUCGAUGCCGGUGACAAACUGGGAAUUCCAAGAGUUAUCGAGCCAACAGAUAUGCACAUGUUAGCAGUUCCGGACAAACUGGCAGUUAUGACGUACCUCCACCAACUUAGGGCGCAUUUUACCGGCCACCAGCUGGAAGUCCAACAGAUAGGCAAAACUUCCGAGGAGAGUAAUUACAUCAUCGGGAAAUUCAAUACCGACAAAGACACCGACAUUACCAAACAAGUUUUCGGCCAGGAAAUCAUUAAUUUACGGAAAGCCAAACAGAGCAGGAAGCAGGAAAGCAUCAAAGAGAAGGAGAUGAACAGUGUGAAUAAAGAAACCGAUCACAAAGGAGACGCCUCGAAGUUACGCCUGCAGCUGAAAAAUACAAACGAGCCCGAGCCUGUCAAAGAGAAGUCCCCGACGAUGGUGAAGGACGUCAAGGAUAUUAUACUCAGCAGUUCGAAGACUAUCAUGAGUAAAGUUAUAUCGUCUCCCGGGAGGGACAAGCAGCAGCAACAGCAGAAGAAGCAGGAAGAGAAGAAGGCGGAAGUUAAGAAACCGAUACUCAUGACCAGGCGCGAGUUGACGGAUCCUUUCGGAUCUGACGAUGAGGACGAACCUCCGCCGUUCGAUAAUAGAGUAAUGAAUAAUAAGGUGCCCGAGACGAACGGGGACGUGCACCGUGCCGUCGAUUCUUCCGAUAAUGUGGAGAAGAAGGAAGACGAUGUGUUCUCCGACUUGCCUAAACCAAAUCUUCAAAUACUCAUGCGACACUCCGAGCAAAGAGAGAGGGCGCGAAUGCUACUAGAGCAGACAAGAAAAGAGAAUUCCAAUCCCGCCUCACCCACAAAGUCCGAAGAGGAAAGGCAAGCACAGCUUCGUGAAAGAGCGAGGAGGUUACUUGCUGAAGCCAGGAGGGGAUCGGGCGGUCCUACUACGGAAAUAAUUCGGGUUAGUCCAGAAUCAGUGAAAGCUUACGUGGAGGCUGAAGAUAAGCUUCACAUGUUGGAUAACGAAAUCCACUAUCUGGAGAGGCAAAACAGCUCAGGUUCGGAGAAAAAUGGAAGUAUAUACUCAUCAAAAACUGUAAAUAAUACGGAGGAUCCUAUUGAAAAAUCUAGUCCUAAUGAUAGUAGUAGAGAUAAAAUCACACCUGAUAAGUUACCUGAUGAAUUAGGCUUAAAAGAGAUGGGUAUUGAUGUGCACACAUGGAUAGACAAAGAAAACGACGACCUGGAAAGAGAACAAAGUGCCAUUGACGAGCAGGCUGCGAUCCUCGAGAAACAAUUACGAGCUGUAAUGGAGUCCCGGGACAGUAACGGGGAAGAGGAAGAGGCCCUUAUGGCGAAGUGGUUCAUGUUCGUCAACAAGAAGAAUGCUUUGCUCAGGCGGCAGAUGCAACUUAAUAUUCUAGAAAAAGAAGCCGAUCUUGAAACAAGAUACAGAUUAUUAAACGAAGAACUUCACAAAAUAGCCUCUAUCGAAGAUUGGAGAAAAACCGAAGAUCAGCGAAACAGGGAGCAAAUCCUUUUAGAUGAACUAGUACAGAUUGUCAACAAAAGAGAUGAGCUGGUACACCAUCUGGACAAUCAAGAGAAAGCGAUCGAAGACGAUGAAAUCAUAGAAAAAGAUCUCUCGCACAUAGAGUUGCCAGCGAAGGAUAGCAACUGCGUUAUAUCUUAACUAUUACUUAUAGAACUUCUACUACGAUUUGAGGUUGAAACUUGCAUGGUUUUUGAAAACUACUCUUCUCGAAAUAUAAUAAUUGGUGCUUGAUGUGAUAUAGAUUUUUUUGUUUAGAUACGAAGCAAUAGGGUUUGCUUUAUAUAUUUAACUUUUUUCGUAGGUAUACCAUUUCUCAAAUCUUGCAAAUUUUAACUUGCAAAACGUGCAACUUAAGCCACUUUUAAUUUAUUUGACUAAUACUAAUCCUUUCCCCUCCUCCCAACCCUCGUUUUAAUUUAUAAAGACAUAGCUUUAAUUUAACACAAGAAACCAAUUUGUUAAUUUAUGUAUAGAACUUACAUAAUCAAAUUAAUGAUGUGAUGUAAUUUAUUAAACAUGCCGAUUUUUUUUAUGUGUAUAUAAACCGAAUUAAAAAAAGGAAUAUGGCUGUAAAUUAGGCCAUCCACUUUAGUAGUGCAAUAUCCUUCAGUGUGUUGUGAACUUUAUGGGCCCUGAAAGGGUUCUACGUUUCAAAAUCAUAUUUUCACAUCUCCACCGAAUGUCCCGUACUUAUACAAAUUUGGAAGUUAGAUGUUUUAGGGUACGUUUUAUAUUCGAUUUCUACCUACGAGGCAUAUCCACAAAGUAAGUACCCAAUUUUUUCCUUUGCAAGAAGAAACCAGAUUACACUCCUCACCGCACAGUUGGCGGGAUUCAGAAUAGCGACGUUCAUUUCAACUCGCCACUACAACAACAGUUCUCAACUGAGACAAAUGAGUGUGUAGCUCAAACAAACAAAAAUGACAGAGUACCACAGUCUCAGUACUCUUAUUUUAUAGAUAUGCCUCAUAUUACAGUGCAACAAUAACUUUAGGUUUACAUAAUUUAAUUAAAUGUCUAUUACUUCUUCUGUAGGCAUUUAAUGCAAAAUGUUCGAUGCAUACUUGAGAUCCUUGUUCUUUGCCACCUGUUGAUCGAAUUUAAGGGCAUUUUAGAAAGAUAAAAAACAAUAUACAAAUUGUCGUGAAUGUAUUUGUGGUGUGUUGUUUUUCAAAGCCAAAGUUGUUUAACUUUCGCUGUUCAAGGUGAUCCCAAAUUAAACUCUCCCAGAACUUAAUGAAAAGUUUAUGUGAUUAUUAAAGUCCGUGAGCAGUGCGUUACGUAAAAACCAGAGGCGCAUACAGGACGUCACGAUAGACACAUUUACCACAAUUAAUUGUCACACUCUGGAUCCCAAAUGGCAAUCGAUGAAUUACAUUCGUUGUCAAAGCGUUAAUAUUGCUAGUUUUUCAUGUCUUUUCUACGGAGCCUUCAUAAAUAAUUACAAACCACAUGACCGCCCAGCUCAGGCAUCCAAUAUUGCACAGCUGGAACUGUCAACUAAAAAUCCCCAAAAUGUUAUCUUCACCGAUAUUAUUGAUUCGUUUACAAUGAACAAUUCUUUAAAAAAUUUGGGUACAUUUCGUGAGAAAAAAAUGUAAAAAACCUAAAAUGGUGCUCUUGUUUGAAAUCGAAAAGCCAAUUGAUCUAAAAAUUUUUAAUCUACUAGUAAUUCUUACACAUUUUAUGGUAUAAGCGAGGUGUGCUUUGAAAACAACUCCAAACCCCCAAAAAUUAAUUUACUAGAAAGGUGCAAGUCGCCAUUUGCUCCUGCCUGUGGCACUUGGGCCACUUGUAAAUAUAAUAUUUUUUGAAACACCGUGUACCUUAGUUUUUAAACAUCCUGUCAAAGUUUAAUAAUAACGUUUUCCAAAAAAAAUUCACUCCAUCUAAAUAUUGGAUGUACUUUGGGUAUCUCUCGCACCGACAAAAGAGGAUUUUCGGCGAGGACUCUUUAAAGAAGAAAUUUCUCUUAGGAAACGCUAAGAGGUCGCCUUCCGAAUAUGACGUUGGGAUAGCGGCUCGCAAGGAAAACCUUUGGUAAUGCCGAACUCCUCUUUUCGCGGCCUAAUAUGGGAGCGAGAGUUACCUACAGCAUUUAAUAUUCAUUUAUAUUAAUUUACUUAUUACUUAUACUAAAUUUCAAUGAAAUAUAUAGCUUUUUUUGUAAAAAAAAUAGUUAAAAUUUGAUUCUAAAAAAUCAUGGUUGACACCCUGUAUCUUACAAACAAAAGACAUGAUUUCGCAACUUCUACAUUUUUUGCACUCAUUUUGGCAACGCCCUGUAGUUUUUCCUGGAAAAUUUUGAGUCUACCUAGAAUUAUCAAAUUUUUUGUUUAAAUUUUGUAUACACCCUGGUUGUACGGAAACGAAGUACGGCAUGUAAUAUAUUUAUCGACUCACGGACUUUAAUCAUCCUAAAUCAUAAAUAAAAACUUUAUAGUUUUUUAUGAUAUUCACAUACCAUUUUUGAAAAGUAAUUGUUAAUUUAUUCUCUUGUGGGUACACAUGACCACGAAUGACACAUUUUAAUUAUUACGUCAAGAGUGCGAGCCUGACGCCGGACUGGCCUAAUAGUUGCAAGAUAAAGAAUAAACACGGGAUGCACCAGCAUUCCAGGAAAUGUCCAUGGCAGAUUGACGCCAGAACCAGAUACUUAUACA
Messenger RNA from Anoplophora glabripennis (Asian longhorned beetle), 5995 nucleotides. RefSeq names its product EH domain-binding protein 1 (gene Ehbp1). The coding region runs from base 537 to 3470 and encodes 977 amino acids. The record is from RefSeq and is a predicted model, not a curated record. Gene Ontology annotation, molecular function: protein binding. Lineage: Eukaryota; Metazoa; Arthropoda; Insecta; Coleoptera; Cerambycidae. The transcript has 15 exons.